Physcomitrium patens is the source of this 4083-nucleotide messenger RNA. Lineage: Eukaryota; Viridiplantae; Streptophyta; Bryopsida; Funariales; Funariaceae. The record is from RefSeq and is a predicted model, not a curated record.
CGCUUUCGCAAUUCUGGUUCGCAGUUCUCGUCUACUCGGAUCGUGGUUGGGGCGAAAUCACUUGAAAUUGGCGGAAUUUCUGUGGAGUGUAGAAAAGUCGAUACGCGAGGAUUUAUGUUAGAGAUAACUGUCGUCAGGAAUUGUAGCAGCGGGGGUAAAGGCAGUUUGAAUCAGAGGUCGGGGUCGAGUUAUGUUGCGCGAUUGGGUGUCUGUUGAGGCGAUCGAUUACUUCUACGGUGGUUACGCGGGUUGAAGUUAGUUUAGUUUGGAAUGCGGGUUGGCAGAAGUGAUGGAUUGGGAAUUUGGGUCGAAUGGAGCAGAAGGACGUAGUUCGAGUACUGCUAGUACAUUGAACAAUUAGCCCUAGAAAACAUGCUUGAGGAUGAGACCGGACCGCCGGUGUCGGGAGCUGCUGUUGAUGCAUAUACGGAGAGAUUGAAAGGGGUGUUGGGUGAUGGAGGUCCUGGAGUUGCUGGCGCUGCAUAUGGUCUGGCGCGGGCGGGCAAUGGCAGCCUGAAGCCCAUAGCGACUUCAACUCCUGCACUAGCCCCUGCAGCUUCUUCUGCAGUUCCACCUGCCACAGGAAAUUCUGAGACUGCAUCGAGUGUGCCAGCGGCUCAUCCGUCACCGUUGACUCUUCCGAUCACUCAAUCCCAAUGGGCAAAGCUAACCCCGCAGCAACAGCAGUUAUAUCGUCAGCAGCACCACCUCCGUCAACAAGCUUUGCUGAAUCAACAGCGGCAGCAGCAGCAAGCAGGCGUGCAGCAGGCAGGCGCAGGUGCUAGUGGGCAGCCUCAAAGGCGACCAGGGAGUAACAUCAGUCAAGGCAUCUCAUUCGGGGAGUUGAUGCCUCUGCUCCAGCCUCAUCUUCCUCCCGCGCAGUCUGAGCAACUGAGUGCGUUGUACCAGAGAUUUAAGCAAAAUGAGAUCACAAGAGAAGACUUUGUCCGGGGGGCUAGAGCGAUUGUUGGAGACCAAGUUUUGGUGCAGACUAUUCGGCAAAUGCACAAGCAGCAUCCACAAGGAGGUCCAUCACCUGGAGUAUCUCAACAAACAGGGGCUCAACAUGCAGUGAGUCAACAAACAGGGACCCAACAACAGGCAGUUCAUCAGCAGUUAGGCAGCAGUUCGCAAAUUGCAGCAGCGCAGCAAUCAGGACCUGCUGGUCAGCCGGCUACUUCGUCUGGCUCAAACUCGCAACCUACAAAUGCCGUGGCUGUUUCUCAACAACAAAGCACGAAAGCAGCCAUUGAACAAAAUGAUUCUGUGCCAUCCGUCGGAGUUAUGCAGGCUCAAUCUCUGCAACAGCAACAACAGCAACACCAAGAUCAGCAGCAACAGGGACAUAAUUCCAGUCAACCAGCCUCCGUUCCUGCGGGACAGCAGCAGCCGAAGGUGGAGGAACAUCCCCAAGGCUCUUCUCAAUCAGGUCAAUCUAAAGCGCCUGCACUACUUCAAAGCUCGGUACCAGCUCGACCCAAUCUGCCAAACGUGAAAGCGGUGGAACAAAGUCAACAAUCGGGAGAUACAAGUAGCCAAGGAACGGCAGUCACCUCACCUAGUUUACAGCAAGUGAAGAACGAGGUGGACAAGGCUGUGGGCCCUACCCAAGCCGUAAGGCCGCUGCACAUGCCAGCGUCAGGUUCAUUCGGUGGGUUUCAAGCUCGACCUUCAACACUGUCAACACCUCACACUCCGGGUGGUCAAGUGCAUCCGGGUCAUCCGGGACAGGUGCCGAGGGCGCCCACUCCAAUGCAGUUUAGUGCGUUACCACAGACUCCUCACAUGAGACCUGCUUUCUCUCAAGCAAUGUCUGAGACGAGUCAGCAGUCGGAUCAGAAGCCUCUGACAAAGUAUGCGAAAGCAAAGCUUCGGAAAGAGCAGAAGAAGGCGGAAGAGGAAGAGAGAGCGCGGAAAAUGGCGGAGGACGAAAAAAUGAGGAGGCAGCAACCAGGUGGUGCGGGCAUUGCAAGCCCUCAUCCUCAAACACCGCAAACAGCCCAAUCGGUGUCAAUGCCAGUGGCAGUACCUCAGCCACAUCCGAAGUUGCUGGAGAGCAAACAGCAGGCAGCGCAAUCCAUUCAUGCAGUGAAGCAGGAGGCACAUAUCGACCAGCAAACUGGAGGUGCUCUUCAAAGAGUUCCGGUGACACCCAUGCAGACGGGCCAGAUGGCCAUCAAAGCUCCUGGGCAAGUGCAACUUCCUGAGACAGUAGUGUCUCAAGCUAUCCCUGCAGUUGCUAGAGACCCAAAUGCACAGGUUCCAGGUAGCGACAAGAGCCAGCUGAACACCCCGCCAGCAGGGGGACCAAUGUCUCGUUACACAGGCCUGCCGGGUUUGGCGGGCGCUUCUCAGCUAGUUGCAGUCGGAGGUACAGCGGCUGGUAGCACUACCCCUCAGGCAGGUGGUUCUGUGAGACAGGGACCCCCUUAUGUUCUUGCUUCCGAGCUACGAAGUCCUGCUAUGAAUUUCAACUCGGGGAUGAGUACACCCGCUCCGAAACCGGGAGCAGGUGGCGGAGGCGGAGCUCCUGGAGGUCCUACUGCGCAGGCACUGAACACUGGUGCGAAGACUCCUGUUAAGAAACCCGCUGUUGGAGUGGGUCAGAAGAAGCCAGGCGAAGCCUUGCCUGCCACUGCACAACCAGCAAGCAAGAAACAGAAGACCCAAGGAGCAGAGGCUGACCAGAGCAUUGACCAGCUGAAUGAUGUGACGGCCGUGAGUGGUGUGAACCUAAGGGAGGAGGAAGAGCAAUUAUUGGCUGGUCCAAAAGAGGAAAGUCGAACGACAGAGGCAAUGCGAAAGUUUGUGCAGGAAGAAGAAGAGCGAUUGUUUCUGGAGAGGGGACCAUUACGUGCCAAAGCUCAGGCUAUAGCUGCGAAAUGUGGGUUGAGGAGCGUUAGUGAAGACGUGGAGAGAUGUAUAUCCAUGGCUGCUGAGGAGCGAGUGAGGUCCAUGCUUUACAAGUUGAUCAAGUAUUCUAAACAGCGUUGUGAUGUGGAGAAAGAUGCACACAGUACAGUGGUGACAUCGGAUCCUCGAAGGCAAGUUUUGUUGAUGAAGAAAAGGGCGAAGGAGGCGAUGGAGAAAAAGCUGGCGGAUGAGAAUGAACGGUUGCGUAAAUUGAACGAGAAAAAGGACAAAGGAGCACUGGCUGACGGUGACAACGAGGAUUUGAGGCUGAAGGCGCAGAAGGCCCAACAAGAAGAAGAUGACAAAAUGAGGGCGAAGGCUGCGAACGUGGCUGCAAGGGCUGCAGUCGGAGCAACGGACAUGCUAUCGAAAUGGCAGAUGAUGGCAGCGCAAGGGCUGGCAAAACGACAGGGCGGGGACACUGCAAACGAAUCUGCAAGAACAGGCGGUGGCGAGGAAACUUCGGGCAGCCGAGAGCAGGAGCGUAGGCAGGAGAACGGGGAAGUGGGAAAAGCUUCAGGUUCUGGACGGGUAGAUAAUGACGGUGAUGGAUCUUCUGGAGCUGCGGUUGCCGGUAGACCUACAGGGCCCGGUUCAGGGACGGGGAGGGGCGGCGCGGUGCGUAGGAUUGGAGCACCGGGUGGAAGGCAACCUCGUUCGAUAUCGAUGAAAGAUGUGAUUGCACUACUUGAGAGAGAGCCACAGAUGUCAAAAUCAACAUUCUUGUAUAGGUUGUACGAACGCGAUCGCAAAGCAGAGAGCUCUAGGAGAAUUUAGAUUGGAGUAUUAUUCUGGGGCUAUUCUUCGCCUGGCGUUCAGUGCAGAGAUGAGCAUGUUUGAUGAAGGUUGACCUUUAGUGUCGGUUCUUGUGCUUUUUUUGGAUUGUGUGGGAAGCCCAUAGUGCGAUGUCGCAUGUCGCCAUUGGAGUCGUGCUGGAUGGUGCAAGGGAGUCAUGGAGAAGAGUGGACGAUUAGUUUAGUAGUGGAUUCCUGUAGACCGCAGAAUUGAGGAUGGGUCUGGGAAUUGUAGACAUGUUGUACACAAUGCAUGAACUGUUGGUCAUUGUUGAUGCCUGAGAUGAUCAUAUUGUAGACAGGUCAAGUUGGUUGCGGGACGGUUUAUAUGUUGUGGAACUUGAAUCGUUCUAGAAAUUGCACAUUUUUUUUUUUU